Messenger RNA from Arachis duranensis, 1114 nucleotides. RefSeq lists its product as uncharacterized. NCBI's taxonomy places the organism in Eukaryota, Viridiplantae, Streptophyta, Magnoliopsida, Fabales, Fabaceae. Gene Ontology annotation, molecular function: zinc ion binding; nucleic acid binding; microtubule minus-end binding. The transcript is spliced from 7 exons. The coding region runs from base 1 to 795 and encodes 264 amino acids. The record is from RefSeq and is a predicted model, not a curated record.
AUGAACAUUUCACAUGUUGCUGAUUCUAUUGGUUUGAAAGAGAUGCCAAGAUAUGAAGUUAAAAUUAUUGAGGAGGAUGACUGGAUGAAAGGAGCUCAUGUAGCCAAGGAUACACAAUUGAUAGAUUCCAUUGCUGAAAAACAAUCCCAGAUAUUUUCAGAAAAAUGUGCUCAUCCUAUGGUUCAUGGAGGGAUGGGGGUUGCCACUAGUGCAUACCCAAUGACUGAAUCAGUUCUCUCGAGUUCAAUGCGGCAUGGUGGGAUGCUUGGGCAUUAUAGUGGAAGUUCUACUACUUCAGCUGAUAAACCUAAAAUAGGCCUGAUAUGCUUGCGGUGUCGACGGCGUGGUCACCGAGCUAAGAAUUGCCCUGAAGUUCAAGUUGGUGCCAAUUAUGACAAGUAUUGUUACAAUUGUGGAGAAACUGGUCAUUCACCUGCAAAUUGUCCCCACCAUGUUCAAGAAGGAGGGACAAAGUUUGCAGAGUGCUUUGUCUGUAAACAGCAAGGACACUUGAGUAAAAACUGCCCUCAAAAUGCUCAUGGCAUCUAUCCUAAGGGUGGUUGUUGUAAAAUAUGUGGUGGCGUGACACAUUUGGCAAGGGAUUGCCCCGAAAAAGGCUUACUGAGAAAUGAACAGAGGCCUUGUGGAACGGUAACCAAAUUUGUGAGUGGGGAUGACAUUGAGGAUGACUUCAUGAUAGAUGACAUAAAUAACAGAGACAAGGACAAGUCCUCAAAGUCCAAAGACGGUCAAGCAAAACCAAAAAAGGGUCCUAAAGUUGUGAACUUCAGCUAAUGACCAUUAUGGUUAUGCUUUCAUUUGUUAUGUGGAUAUGGGCUAUCUCAUACCAUUGUUUCUUAUUCUAUGGCUAACCGCCAGAUACAAAGUCCCUCUUACUACUAUUCGUUGCAGUCUGCAGACUCACUUCCAGGAUGAGCAUUAAAAGCUUCUGCAAGUUUGAAGUUGCCUAAAAGUUUGGAGAAGAAGUUACAACAUAACUGAAGUACAAUUUCAUAUUUUUUAUCGUUAAUCUUAGCAGAGUUAUGAAAAGGGAAACAAAAUGUAACCAUAGUUUUUCUUUUUUUGCUACAAUCACUAGAUUACUGUCGCUAUU